Molecule: messenger RNA, 3102 nt
Organism: Eupeodes corollae
Lineage: Eukaryota; Metazoa; Arthropoda; Insecta; Diptera; Syrphidae
Gene: gzl
Product: E3 ubiquitin-protein ligase Godzilla
Exons: 9
Coding region: 675-2309 (544 amino acids)
Cellular component (GO): nucleoplasm; cytoplasm
Source: RefSeq, a predicted model, not a curated record
AUUAGCUGUCAUUUCAAGGCAGGGCGAAAAACUGAAAAAAUUAGAGAACUUGCAAAACCUGAUAACGAAAAUUAAAAAAACACACAACUUUUUUCUGCAGCUACCACUUUACAAAAAAACAUAAUUAUUUUUUCUCAAUCUCGUAUUGAGAAACAAUAUAAUAUUAAAAUUUUUAAAGCGUGAAAAUGUAAUUGCAAAAUUAUCUUGUUGAAACAGCCAAAUCCAAGUCCGAAAGAACCGAAUUGAGAACAAAGGGUAGAGCUAGCACCAAUUCGCAACACAACCCAACCAGUGAGAACUUUAUUAUUUUUAAUUCGGGAAAAUUAAAUUUUUACCUAAAAUUCAUCAACAAAGUGCGUUUUAUAAUUUCUCAAUAUAUAAUAUUUAAUCAAGUUAAAUAAAGCAACAAUACAACAAAAAUCAAUCGUCAUCAUCAUAAUAAUUAAGCCAGAAGCUUAACAAAAUAAAAUACAAGUGAAUGUCGUUUGCAUGCAGUGAAGAAAAUGGUUUACAUCUCUAGCAGAUUCACACAUGAAAUGCGUUCCAUUUGUUAAGCUCUUCAAAUAAGAGGCAUCCGACAUCAGUCCUCAAAAGUUAUUUCAAAACAAUCGAAUCACAUCUUUUUUUGAUAUUUUUUCUUUAAUAUUCACCAAUUUAAAAAAUCCAUUUUCAAAAUGCCAGCCCAAUUUUUAUUUAUCGUGGCAUCCUAUUGCUUAGCCCAAAUAGCGCAGGGGAAUAUCUUAGUCUAUCGAACCCAGUCCAAUCAGUUUUUACAAGAAUUUUAUGCUUUGCCUGCUCAAUUCGGUGCAGAGAUACCAUCAAAUGGAUUGAAUGUAUUCGGCAUAGAAGGAAGCGAUAAGUAUGGUUGUAACCCAUUAAAAGGACCCCCAACUAUUCAUCCAAAAGACCUUUAUGCUGUUAUUAUUCAAAGGGGAGAUAGUUGCUCCUUUGAAAAAAAAGUACGAAAUGCCCAAGAAGCUGGCUUUAAUGCAACAAUAAUAUAUAAUUCGGUAAACGAUGAUAAUUUGGAACCCAUGAGUGCAAAAAACCAAACUGGUAUAGAUAUAGUAGCGGUGUUCGUUGCUUUUUCAACUGGUAUAAAUCUCAUUAAUGCGUAUUCAAAUAGGGAAUCGAGAUUGGUAAUAAACGAUGAUCUGCCCUUUAAUAUCAAUACCCAAUUAAUUCUGCCAUUUUCAAUACUAAUUGGACUGUGUUUUCUGAUAAUGAUAUUCUAUAUGAUAUAUAAAUGUGUCAGAGAAGAGAGACGACUUAGACUUCAUCGUUUACCAAAAAAAAUGCUUAAGAAAAUUCCAAUAACUAAAUUUACCAAAGGCCAACCAUACGAAAUGUGUGUUAUCUGCUUAGAUGAUUUUACUGAAGGCGAAAGACUUCGAGUGCUGCCUUGUGCUCAUGCAUAUCAUAGCAAUUGCAUAGAUCCAUGGUUAACCAAAAAUAAGCGCGUAUGCCCAAUAUGCAAACGGAAGGUUUUUGCGAAGGGCGAAACGAGAGCAAGUCGGAGACGGCAGUCUUCAUUGGAUAGUCUGACAGAUACAGACGAUGAUACAACACCUCUAUUACGUCAAGGUGAAAGUACAACAGCACCCAAUAAUCACGGAACCUUUUCUUCAGCCCAAGAUGAUGAAGAAGCUGCAGGAACAGUUGCUUCAGCCGAUGGGGACAUUCUGUCAUCGGAUGAUGAAAAUGUACUAUUGACCAACGACUCACCCAGUCACAGUUCAACCCGAGUAAAUCCAUUUGAUCGACAACCGAUUUUGCCAUCCAAUCUAGAAGUUAUAUUAAAUGGCCGGCUCUCUGUUUGGGAUUAUCCAAUUUUAAGGCUUUUCCGCAGACGAUCAUCGAAUUCAAUUAGUAUAGCAGCGCCACCAAUGGUCAUACGAAGUAGUACUACAAUGCCACGCUCACGUUCAGAGCCAAAUGCCCCUAUAAAUGGUGCAAAUACUUCUUCAGCUGCAGCCAGUAGUAGUAUCCGAGUAGGAUCACAUCCAACCUCGAACAAUAUUCUAAAUCCAAAUCUAAGUGGCUCAUUUAAAGAAGAUGAUGAAAUGGAAGCACACCAGAGUAUUUAUGAACCGAUUUCAACCCAAACACCGUCCGCUGGAGCAUCAACCACAGACUUAAUGGGGAUAACUAUAAUGGGAAGUAGUUCAAGACAAACAUCUGACCAACUAAAUGGUCAACAAGAUUCUGUAUUUAUUCAAACUCCAUCCCAGGGUGGCAUCGGUGUAGUUGCUCUUCCCAAUACAAAUCACCGCAAUCCAUAUGUUCAGAAUCGUCAAUACUUCACUUGAAGUUAAAUUAAAAACUAGCUGAAACAAAAGAAUAAAUAUCGAAUGGGGGAGUAUCUCCAUUUCGUGUACCUUUUAACUUCCCCUCCCUUCUUUAAAUGUGCUGUCGUAAACAGAAGGAGAUAAAUUGUGAUUUAAGUUAGUAAUUGUUAUUGAUUUAUUAUUAAUAUGCUAAUAACUCAUGGACCCUUAUCUAUAUUAUAAUCCUCUACAUAUUCUAUUGGCAUAAACUACCUACCUACUCAAUUUGAGUUUAAUAUUUUUAUUGAAUAACAUCAUAUGCUUUUUAAACCUUGACUUGAUUAUUACCUUUUUAUUUUUUGUGUUUAAUAUUAUUAAGGUAUUGCCAAGUGAAAAAAAUAAAAAUAAAACAAAGGAUCGUAAAAAAUUAAUCAUGAUGACGCGAAAAUCGUGUUUGUAAAGUAUUUUUUUAAAUUCAAUUACAAAAAAAUAUAGAAUUUUGGUAGAAAUAAAGUAGAAUAAAACUCAUAAUGUAUUUGAAAUUGACGUAGAUGACGUUAUGAUAAUGUAAUGUAAUUAAUCAUUGUAAAAUAUAUUUUAUCAUUUAUAAUACAUAUAUAUAAAAAAAAAUAGCGCGAUUAGUUUCCACCUCAAGAAAGCGCCAUUCGUGUUCGUUUCACAAAAUAGGGAAAGGAGCAAUUUAUUUACUGUUAUUAAAGUCACGAAGCGAAAAAAAAAAUAAGAAAAUAUUUUCUUAUUUUUGUCUUGUUUAUGAUUGUAAUCAUAGUUUUAAUAUAUAAAAAAAGAAGUGAAAUAAAAUUAACUGUAAAUGUAA